Crotalus tigris (Tiger rattlesnake) is the source of this 3058-nucleotide messenger RNA. It is a transcript of the gene MAP4K1, whose product is annotated as mitogen-activated protein kinase kinase kinase kinase 1. NCBI's taxonomy places the organism in Eukaryota, Metazoa, Chordata, Lepidosauria, Squamata, Viperidae. Gene Ontology annotation, molecular function: ATP binding; MAP kinase kinase kinase kinase activity. The transcript has 32 exons. Gene Ontology annotation, biological process: protein phosphorylation. The record is from RefSeq and is a predicted model, not a curated record. The coding region runs from base 269 to 2776 and encodes 835 amino acids.
ACUGGGUCUGCCGAAGUGGUGCGAAGCGGCUGAAUCCCACCACUGGAAAGACCCCAUUCACAUCCAAACUCCAGAAGGGUCCAGAUGUUCUGGAUCAGCUGAGAGGCCCUUCACCACCAAGUUGCUCGCCCACAUUAAUCACGCUGCAAAUCAGGAAGCAGAGCCCUGCUGAGAAGUUCACCCGUAUCCUGACCACAGUACAGAGAACAACGCCUACAAGCGUGCAGAGUUUAUAAUCUCUGCCCGCACACGGGGGGAACCCUGAACAAUGGAUGCUCGAGAAGGGGUAGCACGGCUAGAGAUUUCCACCCGUGACCCCCAAGAGGACUUUGAACUUCUCCAGCGGGUUGGUGGAGGGACCUAUGGAGAAGUCUAUAAGGCAAGGAGCAGAGAGUCGGGAAAGCUGUCUGCUAUCAAAAUUGUAAAGAUGGAAGCAGAUGAUGAUUGCGUUGCUAUCCAACAAGAGAUCGUGAUGGUGAAAACCUGCAAACAUCAGAACAUCGUCGCUUACUACGGGAGUUACAUCCGGUUUAAGAAGCUGUGGAUUUGCAUGGAGUUCUGUGCGGGAGGUUCUCUUCAAGACAUCUAUCAAGUCAUGGGCCCCUUGUCUGAGCUACAGAUUGCUUAUAUCUGCCGAGAAACUUUACAAGGUUUGUCUUAUCUUCACAACCAAGGCAAGAUCCAUCGAGAUAUAAAGGGGGCGAACAUUCUUCUCAAUGACCAGGGGGAAGUAAAACUGGCUGAUUUUGGAAUCUCAGCUCAACUGAGUGCCACCUUUGCCCGCCGAAUGUCUUUCAUUGGGACCCCUUACUGGAUGGCCCCUGAAGUGGCGGCUGUGGAACUGAAAGGGGGCUACAACGAACGGUGUGACGUGUGGUCGGUGGGCAUCAUGGCAAUUGAGCUGGCUGAGUUGCAGCCCCCCAUGUUUGAUAUGCAUCCUUUGCGGGUGCUGGUGUUGAUGACCAAGAGUGGCUACCAGCCUCCAAAGCUAAAAGAGAAGGCCCGGUGGUCCCCAGCCUUCCACAACUUUGUCAAGGUGACACUUACCAAAAGUCCCAGGAAACGGCCGAGCGCCUCCAAGAUGCUGACGCACCAGUUUGUAACCCAGGCAGGGCUGACGCGGAGCCUGACCCUUGACCUCUUGGAGAAAGUGCACAAUCCUGACCAGCUCCCCAGAGGUGAGACGGAAGAAGAGGACCAAGAGCUGCCUCCACCCCCAGUGCCCCGAAGAAUUCGCUCUAGUCAGCGGCAAGGCGUGACUUCUCCAGGAUACGCUGGUGCCCAGGAACCCAAUUUCAGCCCUGUCUUCCGAAGAAAACAAAGUCUGGGGUCUUCAAAAUCGAUGGAGAUCAUGCUAGACCCAGGCUACAGUACGAUGGACAACCCUGGAUCUGACUUCAGCAGCAGGAAGAAAGUAGUUGACUCAGACUACGAUGAUGUGGAUAUUCCCAGCAGAUCAGACCUAAUCAGGGACACUCAACCGGCCAAUCUCCCACCCCCAUUACCCCCCAAGCCCAGUGUCUGGCUCUCCUCGGACGAAAGGGCAGCAGGUCGAUCCCGUGGCCCCUCUCCUGCCAAAUCCCUCGUCCGGGGACGGUGCUCCAGCGGCCCCAUCCUGAGCUGGCCCUCGCCCCAGAGUAAUUCCGGGAGAGCUGAAGCUUCCCAUCUCACUGCCAAAUCAGUCCCAGAGCUGCGUUCAGAUCCCUCGGAAGAGAGGCCACCCAGCCUUCCUCCUAAAUUGGAGAGGAGACAGAAACCAGACAGGGUUCUCUUCAAGAAGGUCUUCAACGAGUGUCCCUUGCACCUCACCUCGGCCACCGCUUGGACCCAUCCACACACCAACGAGCUGCACUUAAUUCUGGGGGCCGAAGAAGGCAUCUUCACCUUGAACCGGAGUGAGACGGAGCCUGCCCUAGAACUGCUUUAUCACAGCCGAACGACGUGGGUCUAUUGCAUAGCAAACGUGCUCAUGUCCCUUUCGGGCAAGGUUCCCCAGCUCUUCUCCCACAAUUUACUGGGUCUGCACGAGCAGAGCAAGAGAGACCAGCGCCUGGCGGUGUCCCUUUCCCCACACCGACUAUUACCCAGGAAAAACAUCACCACCACCAGGAUUCCUGACACGAAGGGAUGCCAGAAAUGUUGCACAGCCAGGAAUGCCCAGAACAAUUGCCACUUUCUCUGUGGAGCAUUAGAGGCGGGGGUGAUUCUAUUGCAAUGGUAUGAACCCAUGCAGAAAUUCAUGCUGGUCAAGUACUUCGAUUUUCCUCUGCCUUCUGUGCUGCCCAUCUUCGAGAUGCUAAUAACCCCUGACGAGGAAUAUCCGGUGGUCUGCAUUGGGGUCAGCAAGGGCCCCCCAGGACAGGCCGUGCAGUUCCAAGUCAUUAACCUCAAUUCCUUAACCUCCUGGUUUAUCAGCGACAAAAGUGAGCCUUCCUGCUGUGGCUUCGUCCAGGUGACUCAGUUGGAUAACAAGUCGGUGAUGGUUCUGAUGGACGGAUGCAUCCAAUUUGUCAGCCUCCGGGGGGUGCUGCUUGGAUCCCCACCGAAACUCACCUUUGACGUAGCGGUUGAGUCAGUCGCACUGGUGCAGAACUGCGUGCACGCGUUUUGGUGCCAUGGUGUGCAGACACGGCCCCUUGGACCAGGGCAGGUAGCACAGAAACUGCAGGAUCAACAGUGGACCUUCCGCCUACUGAGACCCUCCAGCACCAUUGUAUUAGAGACGCGGCCAGUGAAUAACCCACAUUCCACCAGCAAUCUUUACGUGCCCGAAUGACGACGGUCCCACCUCAACCUGUAGGUUGCCCAGACUGACAAUCUCCCACCCUCCGAAACUGAUUCCUCAAAGAAGAACAAGUGAUGGGGAAGAGGACUCUCUGUCAGAUGCUUCAGGAAGCUGGCAAGACAGGACUGGAAGUGGGAAAUUGCCUAGCCCAACCCCUCAGCAGCUUCACCCUGGAGCAGCAAGGGGCAUCAAUGCCCUGGUUUUAUGCUUCUCUUUACGCGCCAUUCAGCCUCAGUAAACAGUAUGUUCAGUUUUUCGUUCCUCUGAAAGAUU